Messenger RNA from Daucus carota subsp. sativus, 1599 nucleotides. Its product is annotated as protein WVD2-like 1. The transcript has 7 exons. The coding region runs from base 295 to 1434 and encodes 379 amino acids. Gene Ontology annotation, biological process: microtubule cytoskeleton organization. NCBI's taxonomy places the organism in Eukaryota, Viridiplantae, Streptophyta, Magnoliopsida, Apiales, Apiaceae. The record is from RefSeq and is a predicted model, not a curated record. Gene Ontology annotation, molecular function: microtubule binding.
UACAUAAAACGUGUAUGUAUUGUGCGAGUGUGUACGUAUAAAUUGGGUGUACCGGCUAGUACUAGUAUAUAUUACUCGUACUAGUUACCUGCGAGAUUAACGGUAUCGAGAUUGGUGACUAACCAGACAUCAAUUUAAACCACCAGCGAGAGAGAAAAAGAGAGAGAGGGAGAGAGGGAGAGGUGGGUUCACGUUGUUGUUAUUUGGGGUUUUUCUAUUCCUAUAUAUAAUUCUCUCCUCGUGUACAUCAGAUCGGAAACAACAGCGGCAGCUGUAGGAGCUUACUGCAGGGUGAUGGGGAAGGACAUUACAGGUAUCCGUAUCGAUAAAAAACCUCAUGGUCACACCGUCAAGUCAAAUGGUAUCUCACAUGAUACAGCUCCCCAAGUUACAAGUGAAAGUGGUGAAACUGAGAGCACUGUGGUAGAGAAUCAUACUGCUGAAGAUUUGCUUGAUGAAGGUCAGGAGAAGCAAGAUUUAUUAGGUAUCAAAAGCAUAAACAGUGAGGUUGGUACUCCUGAGGAGAAAUCCCAGAAACCUGAAAUCCAGAAGUCAAGUGAAAAGACUUCCACCUCACCAAUCAGACCUGUCUCAGGUUCUUUAGCUGCUGACAAUUUCCCAUCAGAUUCCAAGGUUUCUCAUUCUUCUAGUGAUAAGACUGAGAAACAAGCCUCAAUUUCAACUGCUGAUUCUGAUGCCAAUUUUUCACCAAGCAUAAAAGAUUUUCACUCCCCCAAGGAUCCAGAACAUUUAGAGUUGCCUUCUCGUUCAAGUGCAAAGAAGCCACAACAACCCUAUCAUAGAAAAUUUCACGAUGAUGAGGAUAAUUGGUCGCUGGCUUCCUCUGCUGCAGCCUCUGUUCGGACAGUCAGAUCGGUGACCGUCCCUGUAGCACCCACAUUCUCAUCUGCUGAACGUGCCGCAAAACGUCAAGAGUUCUACAAAAAGUUGGAGGAAAAACACAAAGCUCUGGAAGCAGAAAAGAAGGAAUAUGAAGCAAGAAUGAAGGAGGAGCAAGCAGCAGCUAUCAAGCAGCUCCGACAGAACAUGGUUGUUAAAGCAAAACCAGUUCCUAGCUUUUAUCGUGAAGGUCCUCCCCCAAAGGUUGAGCCAAAGAAGUUGCCAGUGACGCGUCCUAAAUCACCAAACUUAACCCGUCCUAAAUCACCAAACUUAACCCGGAGAAGAAGUUGUGGGGAUGCUGUCAAGUCAUCAGUCGAAAAGGGAUCAUGUCCCCGUGGAAAUCGACGCAGCCUUGGCACUGUCAGAGAAGGUACUAAUACUGCCAACAACAUUAGAAACAAGAAUCCUAGGCGGAAUGAUAAUGGCAAUUGCAAACCCAAGGAUCUGUUUAAACCGGGAACUGAGAAACAGAAAGCAUCUCCGAGGAAAAUAACUGAAGAGAGGACUGCAGACAUAUCUGUCGAGUCAUGAACUUGUCGCUGUUCUCUUGAUUUGAAGAGGAAAAAAGUUGUCAACUCUAAAAAUGGUUCUUGUCCUGUUAUUGCAAUAUCCUUCGGAAGUGUAAAUUUUAUGCAGACUUGUAGUGAUAAUACAUACUAUAUAUAAAUUAUAAGAUAUCAUACUCUUUUUAAGACA